AUGGCUAAAGAGAGUGCGCCUCCUAAGCGACGGAAACUAGCACAAGAUGUUGUAGCCAAGCAGGAAGAGAUUUUGCGGGAGCAGCGAUUUAGUGUGGAUGCGUUCAACAAGCUGCUGGACGAGUACAGGGUCAGUGAACAACUGUCUGAGUUAUGGGAGACCUACGAUCGAAUGCUGGUUGUAUUUCCGCGAAGCGGCGAAGUUUGGACAAGCUAUGCUAAAGAUCUUAUGGAUAAAGGUGAAUUAAAGCGCCUAGAGAAGCUUUUUUCCAAGGCUCUGCCGAUUGUGCCCUAUGUGCCCCUGUGGAGCACGUACAUUGCUCAUGUUCAGCAGGCAACUGCCGGCAACCCCGAUGGUGCUGCCACUGUUUCUCAAGCAUAUGAAUACACACUGGAUAAAGUCCAAUACGACUCCCAAAGCGGCCAGAUUUGGGCCCAGUACAUUGACUUCCUGGACGGGCUUCCUGCAGCGAGUUCGUGGGAAAAGCAACAUAAAAUGGACGAAAUGCGUAAAGCCUACCGCAGAGUGGUGUUUUUACCGGUAAGCAAUAUUGAGCAGCUUUGGAGAGCUUAUAAUGGAUUCGAAAACUCGGUCGCUCGUACCGCUGCGCGUAAGUUUAUCGACGAACGAUCGGCAGGAUAUAUGCAUGCUCGAAGUGUGGUUAGAGAAUUGGCCAAUUUGACUAAAGACCUGAAUACGACAACUCUGCCGGCGCCCAGAGAGUUCAAUGAUGCUGAAAAAAAACAGCUGACACUUUGGCGGAAACUGAUAAAUUUUGAAAAAUCAAACCCUCUCACCACCGACAAUGAAACCGUGCAGGCACGCGUUUUAUACACUUUUCGGCAAGCGCUAAUGUCAAUGCAGUUUUUCAGUGAACUGUGGUUCGAGUAUGCUGCGUAUUGUGAGCAGAUCGGCCAAACAACUGAUGCAGUUGAGGGUUUACAGCUCGGCCGCGAAGUCAACCCCGAUUCUUUCUUUUUGACCAAUCGCUUGGCGGAGCUUUAUGAGGAAAAAGAUGACUAUGAUAGUCUGGAGAAAGUCUAUCGUGGUCUGAUUGCUAGCCUGCAGAACAGGUCUGAGAUCGAUGGUCUGGCUGUCACGGUUGCCUUUUCAGAGCUAGUUAGGGCUACAAAGAGAAUGCAAGGUAUCGAGCGGGCCCGUGAAGUGAGCAAAGAAGGACGUUUGUUACCGUACGCUACUUUUCAUAUUUUUGCAACACUAGCAGAACUCGAAAAGCAGGCCGGUAGCACCGAGAUUGCCGCCAGGAUUUACCAAGUGGCCUACACCAAGUUCCGGGAUGCACCACAAUUUGUUAGGACCUAUCUCACAUUUUUAUUUGAGGCAAAUGAUACACGGAAUGCAGAGGUUGUGUUUGAGAAAGCUGCAUCCGAUUUUUCACCUGCCCAGUUACGAUCAUUAUUUGAACUCUAUCUGCAAAAGCAAGCGUCUUAUGGCGACACAAGUCUUUUGUCCAGACUUGAACAGCGCUACUGCGAAUUGUAUCCUGAUGGUCACCCUGUAGAGCUCUACAGUCGUCGAUUCCGCUUGUUUGGCGUCGACCCUAUUGGUGAGGAGCUACAUCUUGAGGGCCCCGCGCCCACAUCACAUGAACUUAUCCCAGUGCCCCAGUCUAUUGUGGACCUAGCUCAGCAAUUACCGCCUGAAGAGAGCUAUGAUGGACCCGAAAUCGAUAUGAACAGGCUUAUUGAGAUCAUUGUAGAAUAUGCUUAA
This is a messenger RNA of Wickerhamiella sorbophila, 1731 nucleotides long. Its product is annotated as mRNA 3'-end-processing protein RNA14. The record is from RefSeq and is a predicted model, not a curated record. The coding region runs from base 1 to 1731 and encodes 576 amino acids. NCBI's taxonomy places the organism in Eukaryota, Fungi, Ascomycota, Dipodascomycetes, Dipodascales, Trichomonascaceae. Gene Ontology annotation, molecular function: mRNA binding; protein binding. Gene Ontology annotation, biological process: mRNA 3'-end processing. Gene Ontology annotation, cellular component: nucleus. The transcript has a single exon.